AUGAUUAGUUUGCAAAAGGCCUAUCUUGGAAUGCAGUGUUUUUGGGGUGCUGAAUCGACGUUCGCAAAAUUAGACGGAGUAUUGGCAACACGAGUUGGUUAUGCUGGUGGUACCACAGCGACACCUAAUUAUCGAAAUAUUGGUGAUCAUACGGAAAUAACGGAAGUUCAGUUUGACGAAAGGAUUAUAAGCUACGAUAAAAUUUUGGAUUGUUUCUGGGAGAAUCAUGAUCCAACUAAAGAAAAAUAUGGCAAAAGAAAACUACGUACAUAUAUUCAAAAGCUGAUUCAGUUUUAUCAGGCAGAAGAUUAUCACCAAAAAUAUUGGUUGCGCUGUCAAACGGCAAUUUUUGAAAAGCUGAAUCUAAAUGAUGAAGAAGUGGUGAGUUCAUUGCUAGCUACAAAAGUGAAUGCCUUUUUGGGAGGCUAUAAAAAUUUCGAUGUACUCAAACAACUAGCUGAUAAGUACCGGUUGGACGAUGAUGUUAUUCAAUUGAUUGAAAGUAUUGCUGUAAAAAGUGGAGAUACAAGUGCAUGUCAUUUUGUAAAUUUGAUCGCACAAAGUUUGCGUGGUGUGGAUCUUAUCAGUGUUUGUUUGAUUCGUUGGAGUGAGCGACGUUGUGGAGUUGAUUGGUUAGCUCGGGAAGCGAUGAGAUGGGAUGAUUCUUGCGGUAAAGAUGGUUGGACGGUGGGAUUAUCGUGA
This is a messenger RNA of Cercopithifilaria johnstoni, 702 nucleotides long. Lineage: Eukaryota; Metazoa; Nematoda; Chromadorea; Rhabditida; Onchocercidae. The record is from the annotation of a GenBank genome assembly.